Trichosurus vulpecula (common brushtail) is the source of this 1359-nucleotide messenger RNA. It is a transcript of the gene CYLC1, whose product is annotated as cylicin 1. The record is from RefSeq and is a predicted model, not a curated record. The transcript is spliced from 5 exons. Lineage: Eukaryota; Metazoa; Chordata; Mammalia; Diprotodontia; Phalangeridae. The coding region runs from base 11 to 1240 and encodes 409 amino acids. Gene Ontology annotation, molecular function: structural constituent of cytoskeleton. Gene Ontology annotation, cellular component: nucleus.
AGGCUGGAAGAUGUCUCUCUCACGCUUUCGAAGAGUGAACUUUGGAUCCUAUGUUAACUACAUUCCAGCUGACGAUGUGAGCAAAAAAUCCUGGAAUCAGCAGUACUUUUCUUUGAUGUUUUCCAAACCAAACCGCCCAGGGAAGAAGUGGAGAUCAACCCCAUCUGAAUUAAGAGAAAAGUCUUCUAUAGGAGAUGUAGUAAAAGAUGAUCAGAAAGCGGCUCCUAUGUGGAUGUCACGUUCUUUACUAAAAAUUUCUGAGAAACCUUCUGCUUAUUUAGCUGCCAGAAGAAAGCCCCCAUUUUUCACAGGUCCACGAAGAGCAUCAGAAUCCACAAACUCAUCCCCAGGAGAGAAAAAACAAAUGUACAGGAAAGAAAGAAAUCAAAUAGAGAAAAUAUCAAAGAAGAAGAUGGCAGACUCACCAAAAUGGUCAAAAACUAAACUACUGUACGGAGCCAAUGACAUUUCAUCCACUGAAUCUGACAGCAAGUCCAAAGGUUCGGGAGAGUGGAAGCUAAGGAAUGACAUGGAUUCAUAUAAAGACAAGGAGCCAGACACUGAAACCAAGGCUAUGGAUGUGAACAAGAAAUACAUAGAUAAGAAGAAAAAAUCUAAGGAGUCUGAUGUUGAAUCAAGUGAUUCAAAGAAUGGAAAGAAGAAAGACACGGAUUCAAGGAAGAAAUCCAAGGAUUUAGAAAAGCCUUCAAAGAAAAAUUCCAGAGAUUCAAUCUCUGAAUCCUCAGGUUCAAAGAAGAUAGACAAGGAUGUAAAGAAAAAAUCCAAGGACUUCGAUACUGAAUACAAGAAUGAAAAGAAAGACAAGGAUUCAAGGAAGAAAGCCAAGGAUUCAGGCACCGAAUCCAAGGAUGCAAAGAAGAAAGACAAGGAUUCAAGGAUUCAAGGAUUCAAGAAAUGUAAUGACUGGAACAAGAAGUACCAGAAUUUCAAGAUGAAAAACAAGAAACACAAGGAGGAGGACAUGGAAUCUCAGAAUUCAAAUGAUUCAAAGAAGAAAUCCAAAGAGUCAAAGAUACCCAAGGAUUCAAAGAAACCCCAGUAUGGGAAGAUAACAUUCAAAGGGUCAAACACUGAAUCCACAAAGAGAGAAUCAGAAGCUUCACGUGGCGUAUUCUGCUUAAGGCCCUGCAUUGCUCAACAGAUGGCGCCUCAAAUCAUAAAGGCUGACAUUAGAAAAGCACCUCUGCCAGAAGCCCAAUGGAUCCAGAAACUGAUUUGAAGAGCUAUGCGUUUGGUUCUACUGGGUAAACUUACCACAGAUAGAACCAUCAGUAGCUAGCUACUAUCAAAAAACGUUUCUACUUCUAAUAAAGAAACCUUUUGAGCUCAUUGAGUCCC